Messenger RNA from Rana temporaria (common frog), 2894 nucleotides. It is a transcript of the gene SFPQ, whose product is annotated as splicing factor proline and glutamine rich. The record is from RefSeq and is a predicted model, not a curated record. Gene Ontology annotation, cellular component: nucleus. The transcript is spliced from 10 exons. Bases 79 to 2298 code for a protein of 739 amino acids. NCBI's taxonomy places the organism in Eukaryota, Metazoa, Chordata, Amphibia, Anura, Ranidae. Gene Ontology annotation, biological process: regulation of DNA-templated transcription. Gene Ontology annotation, molecular function: RNA binding.
GUUUCUCUCUAUUCGCCGCCAUUUUGGAGUGACGAGCCUUCUUUGUGCGUCUUGUCUUUCCCGUGCGCUAAUCUUAAAAUGUCCCGGGAUAGGUACCGAAGCCGCGGCGGUAUGGGUGGCGGUGGAGGUAUGGGGGGCAUGGGAGGAAUGGGAGGAAUGGGAGGCAUGAGCUUGUACCGCCGAGGUAAUGGUGGUCGUGGAAUGGGAGGAGGUGGCGGUGGUGGCGGCGGAAUGUCGAACUACCACCGUAGCCCGGGGUACAUGGAUAACAAUCGCAACACUUCUGGGUUUCAGCAAAACAAGCCGACUCAGCAGUCACCACAACAGCAGCAGAAACCCGCGCAGCAGAACCAGAGCCAACCGCAGAAUCAGACCAAGCCGGCUCAGCAACAAGCGGCAGCACCAGCACAGGCGCCGCCUGCCCAGGAACAAAAGCCGGCCGUACAGGAGCCCGCCAAGCCCGCCCCGGCUCCACAGACCCCCGCCGCUAAACCUGCUCCCCAGACUCCCGCUCAGUCCCCUCAGACUAAACCAGCCCCGUCUCCUCAGACUAAACCAGCCCCGUCUCCUCAGACUAAACCAGCCCCGUCUCCUCAGACUAAACCAGCCCCGUCCCCUCAGCAGAAGCCAGUGGUUACCCCACAGCAGAGUCCGCAACAGGCCAGCGCUCAGAAACCCGCUAUCCAGAACCAGGCCCCAAAAGUGCAGCCCAAAAUGAUGCCCCCUCCUAGCCAGCCCCCAGCUCAGCAGCCACCACCGCAGCAGCACCAGCCACCACCGCAGCAGCAACAUCAUCAACAGCAGCAGCAACAUCAGCAGCAGCAACACCAUCAUCAACAGCAGCAAAGGCGAUCUGGGCCCAACAAUCAGAUCGGCCAGAAGAGGCCACACCAGUCCCGCUUCCACUCCCAUCCUCCGCAACAUGAACAGCACGAUGUCAACAUGGACCACGCCAGCCAUGAGGAGCCCUUCACUGAAGGUGUGAAGGCCACACUGUCACUUUUGAAGAGGCCAGGAGAAAAGACCUAUACCCAACGCUGCAGGCUGUUCGUUGGAAACCUUCCUACUGACAUCAGUGAUGAUGAAUUUAAAAAACUGUUUUCGAAGUAUGGUGAUGCUGGAGAAGUUUUCAUCAACAAAAGCAAGGGGUUCGGUUUUAUUAAGCUGGAAACAAGGGCACUGGCUGAAAUUGCAAAAGCAGAACUUGAUGAUUUUCCUAUGAGAGGCAGACAACUUCGUGUACGUUUUGCCACUCACUCUGCGGCCCUUUCCAUACGCAAUUUGUCUCCAUUUGUAUCAAACGAGCUAUUGGAGGAAGCAUUUAGUCAGUUUGGACCAGUUGAAAGAGCCGUGGUCAUUGUUGAUGACCGUGGAAGAUCCACAGGAAAAGGAAUCAUAGAGUUUGCUGCAAAGCCUGCUGCUAGAAAGGCAUAUGAAAGGUGCAAUGAUGGAGUCUUCCUUUUGACAACAACCCCAAUGCCUGUUAUUGUGGAGCCACUAGAGCAGUUUGACGAUGAAGAUGGCCUCCCAGAGAAACUUGCCCAGAAGAAUCAUUUAUAUCAAAAAGAAAGAGAGGUUCCUCCACGAUUUGCCCAGCAUGGAAGUUUUGAGUUUGAGUAUUCUCAGCGCUGGAAGUCUUUAGAUGAGAUGGAGAAGCAGCAAAGGCAGCAAGUGGAGAAAAAUAUGAAGGAAGCUAGGGAGAAACUAGAAAGUGAAAUGGAUGAUGCUUACCAUGAACAUCAAGCCAACCUUCUGCGACAAGAUUUGAUGAGACGUCAGGAAGAGCUAAGACGCAUGGAGGAGAUGCACAACCAAGAAAUGCAGAAGCGAAAAGAAAUGCAGUUGAGACAAGAGGAGGAACGCCGCAGACGUGAAGAAGAAUUGAUUCUGCGACAACGUGAAAUGGAAGAACAGAUGAGACGUCAGCGGGAAGAGGGUUACCGUAUGAGUUAUAUGGACCCAAGAGAACGGGAUAUGCGCAUGGGAACAAACUCAUUGUCCAUGGGAGAUCCAUAUGCUGCAGCAGCAGCCCCAAAAUAUCCAACAAUUGGAUCAACUGGCAUGGGCUACGAGGGCAGCCCAGGUGUGACACAGGCAGCAAUUGCCUCCUCUCUAAUGGCGAAUGACAUGGUAAUGGCGAAUGACAUGCGUAAUGAUCGCUUUGUUCAGGGCAAUGCAGGGACCCCCAGUGCUCAGGCCUCCAGAGGGAUUGGGUCAGUUCCUCCUACAGCAAGUGCUGGAGGCUAUGGGAGGGGGAGAGAGGAAUAUGAAGGGGCACCGAAGAAACCAAGGUUCUAGAUGGCUGCCUAUCAACCUGAAUUUUUUUUUUUGUUAACACUUUUAUCUUCUAUUUUACUGAAGUAACCUUUUUAUGAAUGCUCUAUUGCUUGACCCAGUAUCUGUGAAGCUGGCUAUGAUAGAUGUAGGUCUGAGUUAUUAAGUUUCUUUUUUUUUUUUUUUUUAUGGCAGUGUAUGUUCAUUCCCAUAAAUGGCCCAAAUUUUAUUUCAAUUUUUUUUUUUUUACAUGUGCUUUAAGUAUUCUGGAUGCUACUUAACUCUUGGACUUUGCUGUUCAGAAUUUCACCAGUUAAUCAAACUUAAAUACUGCUAGAAAGGAGUAUAUUGGCAAGACCACUGCUUGGCAUGCCAUCCAGCGCCAGACUGUAAAUAGAUGGGCAGCUUUAUCCCCAACAAACAGCUGUAACUCAAACUUGACCCUCUUGUGUUAAGAUGGCAGUCCAAUUCUAAGUAAUGCUCUAAUUUGUGGAUCCCCUCCCUGUGGUUCUGGGAUGGAUCGGAUAAUGCUAAUUUAUGUGUUUGAGUAUUGUGGUGAGCAGAAACGCGAUGAAACUUGUCCUUGUAAUACAUUGUAUUAAAAUACUUAUAAAUAAAAA